CUUCGUCCCGCUAGGGGCCUUCGGGUGAAAGACCAAGUGAAGCCGGACCUUAGAGGCCGGAGACGCUUGGAACAGGCGGGGAGAAGAAAGGAGAGAACAGAACAGAAGCGGAGACGACUUGCAAACAGGAAAACUUGGAAAUGGAAUAGACGAGUGGUGAAUCUUCCUCGGUGUACACGGAAUAUCGUAGUAGUCUUAGGGGAGUAAAAAUGCCGUUGGGCAAUACUACUUGAACUUUCUGAGCCGCUUCAAAGUUUUGGUGAAAGUGUUAAAGAAACAACGGAAAGGGGGAGGUGACGUACUCUGAGGACCAGCCGAGUUGCAAUUUCCUCGGACUUCUACCUAGAAUUGGAACAAAUAACAAAUAAACAAAUACGCGUUCCAAGCUCUUGAGGCCUUGUCCAAUUCCACGCAGCUUAUUGCCCUCUGGUUGGUUUCCGGGCAAACAUGAUUCUGGGACACGGAGCCAAUACCAUGACCCUGGAGGAGGCCAGACUCAAGCUCUGUGCCCAAGCCAAAUUAAUGGGCAAGGAGUGCAAUCCGUCAUUAUUGACAGGCGCUCUCCAACACCAUUAUCAUGGCCAUGACGAUGUGGCCGCACAACAAUCCAAAGACGCCAUUAUCUAUGUCACGAUCGUGGUCGUUUUUUACGUGGCCAUAGUGUUGCUUCUGAUUGGAACCAAUCUUCGAGCAGGGCGAGCCAAUCGAACGGCGCGAUUCAAGAAACACGUGGUAGAAUACUCCGAAGGGUCCGGGCGUGCCGAGAAUCGCUUGGUCGCUGAACCGCCCAUAGGCUCCCGCACUAAUGGAUCCAUGGCCAUAGACUACGAUGAGGAAAUUGCAGACGUCUGAGCAAUGUCCAUAGUUUUGUAACUCCAAUCUGUAUUCCAUGUCCCACUUACCCAAUAUGCGUGUCCGAUGGCCGAGAAGGACAAGAAUUGUCUAGCACCCGUUUCCCCUGUUCAGUUUUCGGUUAUUCGGUUAUUCAGAAUCAUGUCUAUCUACCCUUGAGGCGAGUUUGGUGUGGUUGGGGUCGGAUUUUAGCCAUCCGACCCACUCUAUAUAUGCAUCAGUACCUUGACAAAGCCUUCAUUGACAUUCAUUUCUGUAUCCAUUUAGCCCCAAUAAUGCCACCCUCCCUGAGUGGAAAUCUGAAACAAGUUGGAACAUUUCAUAGAUCCUCCCAGAGUUUGGAGGAGAUAAUUCCAUAUCAAAAGAAACACCUCUCAAUACGAUAAUUAUGUAACUUUGCAAUUGGUCUCUUCGCUUUUCGCUUGAAAAAAAAACCGACUCUUUCAGGCAGGUCUCAACAAACUAUAAAACUACGUAGCAAUGAUCAUCAUGUCUCCCAUGAGUCCAACCACAAGUCCAAGCUAAGAAAAUUCUAGCCUGUGUCAAUUUCCUUCAGAUCUGAUUGAAAUAAAUCAUCAAUUCCACCGUG
Messenger RNA from Tigriopus californicus, 1441 nucleotides. RefSeq lists its product as uncharacterized. The record is from RefSeq and is a predicted model, not a curated record. Lineage: Eukaryota; Metazoa; Arthropoda; Copepoda; Harpacticoida; Harpacticidae. The transcript has 4 exons. Bases 448 to 852 code for a protein of 134 amino acids.